Cylicocyclus nassatus is the source of this 519-nucleotide messenger RNA. NCBI's taxonomy places the organism in Eukaryota, Metazoa, Nematoda, Chromadorea, Rhabditida, Strongylidae. The record is from the annotation of a GenBank genome assembly.
AUGCGAGAGUUUUUGGUAUAUAGCAGAAGAGUAAAAAACGAUAUUUACUUCACGGUAGAGGUUUUACGAGCUUAUCAACUCGUUAUCAGCUGUCGAAGCUAUUCCACGCUUUACAAGGUCGUUCUCUCCCCGAGAACAGAUCGUAAUAACUUUGACAGCGAUCCCCACGAACUCAAAAAUCAUGCAAGCACUUUGUUAGUGCUCAAAAAGAAGGUUACAAGCUUCAGAAUAGUUGGAGCAUUCAACGACACCACGACUCUCCAUAGAGAAGAGUUUUCUGUCUUGCCUCGCUUGAAAAAAGCGGACCAUACUGGACUAUACAAGAACAGUUUACAAGAUGCUCACUAUAGUUUGCGGGGUUCCUCCCUCUAUGUAAAUUUGGAUAAAAUUUUUUACAUUUCCGCAAUUGAUAUGGCUGUGUCGUUCAAUCAUACUUUCUGUCAAAUAUUACAAAGUUUUAUGUAUGUAGACAAAUGCUCAGAACAAGAUCAAAUAGUUGAUGAAAAACUUCGAUUGUAA